This is a messenger RNA of Thunnus maccoyii (southern bluefin tuna), 3240 nucleotides long. Its product is annotated as G-protein coupled receptor 26-like. The transcript has 4 exons. Lineage: Eukaryota; Metazoa; Chordata; Actinopteri; Scombriformes; Scombridae. Gene Ontology annotation, cellular component: membrane. The record is from RefSeq and is a predicted model, not a curated record. Gene Ontology annotation, molecular function: G protein-coupled receptor activity. Gene Ontology annotation, biological process: adenylate cyclase-activating G protein-coupled receptor signaling pathway. Bases 666 to 1676 code for a protein of 336 amino acids.
CACACACACACACACACACACACUCAAACCCCCCUCCCCCCUUGUAGCAACCACAACCACCACCUCACCCUGCUCCAGCGCCUUCAGUGGCUCACGUGCCGCAGCACACUCCAAUGAGUCCCACGCUUCAGAGGAAAAAUUCUCCACACUCAAGUCCAGAGGGGCAGCAUAGUGUGGGGGCGUCAUCAUCCGGCUUCCAGGGAGGGGAACGGAAGAUGUUGCUCCUUAUCAAUCUGAUGAAGCAGACUUAAUCAAGAUAUCUGAACGGGGGAGAGAUCAAGUAGCCCACACACUGUGAAGUGUGUGCGGAGGGGUGAUGCCUCGAGAGCGCAUCACAGGACGACAAAACCCCACUGCAAGACGCAGUGCCAGAAUAGAGCAGCUUUGGCACGAGCGGUUGUUUCCUGUAGUUUGUGGGAAAAGGGGGAGAUCGACCAAACGAAUCCCCUAGCAUACUUCUUGUCAUGCCGGAAUCCUCCUGAUCAUCUCUGCUGGCUCGUGUACAGAGACAAUGUAGUGGGGAGAGAAAAAGGGGAUCUCCACCGGUGGAGAGAUCUGGGGAUGCAUGGACACGGUUAUGGGUGAUUAAUGCCAUUUUGCAGCUGCAAACCAAGAAUGGAUAUGCGCACAAAAAGUAGGGAUAAGUGAGUUUCGGGAGCCACAGGAUGGACACUGCGGAGGUAAUUCUCUCUGUGUUGGUGGUUGUGAUUAUUAUAGUGUCGUUGCUGUCCAACAUCCUGGUGCUGAUCUGCUUUCUGUAUAACCCGGAGAUCCGCAAGCAGGUCCCCGGUCUAUUCAACCUCAACCUCACCUUCUGCAACUUGUUGCUGACCGUGUCCAACAUGCCGCUCACUUUGGUGGGACUUGUCAGUAAGGCUCAGCCGGGAGGUGACGGCUUCUGCCAGAUCGUGGGCUUCCUGGAGACCUUCCUGUCCACCAACUCGAUGCUGAGCAUGGCAGCUCUGAGCAUCGACAGGUGGAUCGCCGUGGUGUUCCCCCUGAGGUACCACUCCAAAAUGCGCCACAAAGACGCCGCUUUUGUGCUCGGGUACACGUGGGCGCACUCCAUGUCCUUCUCUACGGUGGCCACCUGCCUCUCCUGGGUGGGAUACCACCGCCUUUACGCGUCCUGCACCCUGUCCAACCCGAGGGCGAGCAGUCGGACCCAGUUUGUUAUCUUCACCGUCUUUUUCCACUCCUUCACCUUUCUGCUGUCUUUUAUAGUGCUGUGUGUCACAUACCUCAAAGUGCUUAAAGUGGCAAGGUUUCACUGUAAGAGGAUCGACGUUAUUACAAUGCAAACUUUGGUGCUGCUGGUGGAUAUACACCCCAGUGUUCGCCAGCGUUGCUUGGAGGAGCAGAGGAGGCGACGGCAGAGAGCCACAAGGAAGAUCAGCACCUUCAUCGGCACCUUCAUGCUCUGCUUUGCUCCCUAUGUGAUCACAAGGAUCGUGGAGUUAUUUCCAGCGGUGCCUAUCAACCCUCACUGGGGAAUUGUCUCCAAGUGCUUAGCUUACAGCAAGGCAGCCUGCGACCCUUUCGUGUACUCUCUGCUCCGACACCAGUACAAGAAGACGUGCGCUGACAUCACCAACAGGCUGCUGAAGCGUAGCUCCUUGAACGCAUCAGGGCGCGUGCACGAAAGUCAAGUCAACAGCAUAGCGACGGUAGAGUGACAGAGAGCGGGACUGAUGGGAUACGGUCUGAGGGUUGACCUGGCAACUGUCAGGGAAAUAUGAAGCUGAUUUAUCAUCGAUUGGAGACAAAUAUUGGUUGUUCUUGUCCACGUCUGCUUGAAUUUGGUCUGACACGCCAAAAAAAUAGUCACUUCAGACAAGGGCAAAUCCUGGCACAGGAAUACCACUGUGCUUGCAUACUGAGUGCCCAGAACAGCACAUUAGUGCAGUGAACUUGUUGUGAGGACAAUGAGCAACAGCAGAUUUCACAUCCACCUGGAGAGACAGAUGUGCUCACCCAAGAAGAACGGACAGUUCAUAGCCUCAUUAUUUUAUCAAAUGUAGCUUUGAGAUUUGACAUGAUAUGGAUUUUACAGUACAACUGUUUGUUUUUACAUUACUAUAAUAUGUAUUCUUAUUAUCUUUUCAAAAAAAAAAAAGGAUAGGGAAUGGCUGUAUGUCUGUUAUAGUCUGUGCAAAGUGUUUGCAAGUGACAAGUUGAUGUGUUCACAUUGUAUGUAGCACUGAAAACUAGCCUAACCAAAACUUGAUACAAAACCGAGUCCCCUAAUUGUAUUACAGAUGAAACCAUACAGUUCGGCUCAGGUGAUUUCAGAUUUGAUGAGGCAAAACACACUCUCAAUUAAACACAUUUGUAGGGUAUUUUUUAGUACAUUGCCUUGUAGUAUUAGGGCCAAUUAACAGAAAAACUAAGAUUCUAAUGGAUUCUUUUCUUUCAUGUGUAUUAACAUGUUUCCAUCGUUUGUGCUCUCAUCACCCAUUUUGAAGGACUUACUGACCCGGCCAUGCAGAGUUUUAAUGGGUAAAAUGGGCCUUCAAACCGACUGCCUUUGUUGUCAUGACUGACGUGUGCCCCUCAGGUUGUUUAGUCAAGUGAAGCGUGAUUGACUGUACAGUAUUUGCCUGGGUUUAUACUCACAGAGAUGAGCAUCCCCUAGAGACUGCUUGUGCUUUCUCGUGCUUUUGAGCAAGAUGGACUGAAAAGGAAAACAUCUGUGUUUUCCUUUGCUCUGCAGGGUGAUCACAUGCAAACUUAUGACAUCAUGUGAUAUUUUGUAGCAAUGACAGGUGUCCAUGCGAGGCACAUUUGGAUACAAAUGAUUCGUAGAACAAAGCAACUCUGGAAGCAGAAAUAAUGUUUUUGCUAACAAAAUAGUUUCUGCUUUCGGUCUCUUAACAUUUAACAUGUACCAUACAGUAACAUGUAACUGACAUUUUGGACAGAAUGUAAUAUUUGUGUAGGCAACUCUGUCACAAAUAUUUUCACAACACAAUCAGUUUGCAUUUGUAGAACAUAUUAAUACCAGUUAGGACGCAAGACACAAUCAAGGCUAAUUGCUCAUCAACUGUGCAAACUGCAUAGCUGGGUCCCAAAAACAGGUCAUCAUAUCUUAACUAUGCUGUAAAGCGGAUCACUUAAAAUAUUACCUCUUUUGUCCAACAAUUUAUGAUCAAAGCAUUCUUGGAAAGUUAGCAGGCUACUGAACUAGCUUGCCAUUAGCUGCAGGCUAGUAUGAAUGUGGAGGGUUGGUUAAGCUAAGUA